AUGCUUUCUGCUCCUCCUGUCGCCCUUGCCUUUGACGAUGACGACUGGAUCACCCCGCCACAUGUUCCCCGCCUCUACAGGACCGCGAGCGUCGGCAGUUGGGGCGUAACUUCGAUUGGGCGUGGAUUCGACUGGGACCAGGAGCCAGAUCUAGCAAAGGUGCAGGAAUCACCAACCCCGCCGGCGCAGGAAGAGAGGGAGGAGGAGAAAAGGCCAGAGACAGCCGACCCACCUGCCACACAUGGACGCAAACACCCGCACUCAUUCCUAGACAAAUCCCCCGUUAUCUCACCGAAGCUUUACAUGCCUUCUCCACCACCCCAUGAUCCACCCCAACUCGCAUGUCGCCCCACUACGCCCUUAAUCCAACCUCUUGCCCGGUCACCAUCAUCGCCGCGGCCUCGCAGGAGGUCGUCCCAACAACGGGUCUCUCUAGUUGCCGGCCGUGUCUUGAUCACACCCAUCGAUCCCCCGUCCCCGCCCCCUAUGCUCUCGGAUAGCCUCAAACGCACUCCGAGUUCCGUCAGCAUCCUCAGUUCCGCUGAAAGCACCAGGGCACCCACGCCAUCGACAGACCCACAGUCCUUCCUCGGAGGUCGGAACAUAUCAGAAUUCGUGAUCGAAGGCGAAAUCGGGCGAGGAGCCUAUGGCCUCGUCAAACGAGCGCGCGAGAAACUUCCAGGCGGUGGACUAGGCCCUCCUUUGGUGAUCAAGCAGGUUAUAAAGUCCCGCAUUCUCGCGGAUUGCUGGAAAAAGCACCCCAAGCAUGGCACUAUCCCCAUCGAAAUCUACGUCAUGUCUGCCAUUUCUAAUACCUCUUAUGUGCUUCCCCCUCGCCGGCCUUGGGACCCCUCUCGUUUCUCUAGAUCGUCCGCCAAUCAAGACGGCGCCUCGCCCUUAGACUCGACAGGAGACGACUGGAUAGAGGGCAAGGUCGUUAAAGGACACCCCAACAUUUGCCCCCUUCUCGACUUUUUUGAAGACAACCAUUAUUAUUAUCUGGUGCUUCCCUCGACGACACCAGAACAGCUACCUAAUGAACCUGCACCGCCUUCAGACUUGUUCGACUUGGUCGAGACGUAUCCACAAGGGUUACCUCCAUCCAUGAUUCGCACAUACUUGGGACAGAUCGCAGAUGCAUCCUGUUUCUUGCAUUCACAUGGAAUCGUCCACCGAGACAUCAAGGAUGAGAAUGUUGUACUUGGACGGGGCGGCCGGUGUAUAUUGAUAGAUUUUGGAAGCUCUGGCCUCGUGAAGAAGAGCGGAUGGGAUACAUUUAGUGGAACACUCGACUAUGCCGGGCCUGAAAUUCUUCGCGGGGAACGAUACUGGGAAGGAGCAAGAUGUGUGGGCGUUCGGGGUGGUUGCCUACGUGCUCCUUGUCGGAGAAUGCCCGUUCAUGACCGCGGCGGAGGCACAGGAAGGAUUCGAGUCGCCGUUUGCAAAUGCAUCGAUAUCAUUGGAUGA
Molecule: messenger RNA, 1467 nt
Organism: Cyclocybe aegerita
Lineage: Eukaryota; Fungi; Basidiomycota; Agaricomycetes; Agaricales; Hemipholiotaceae
Source: the annotation of a GenBank genome assembly